AGUUGAGCUAACAGAGAAUGUCUGUGCGAUUAUAGUAUAGUAGGAGUGGUGUGUGUGUGUGUGUGUGUGUGUGGGUGUGGGGAACUGGAUUCCCCGGCCCCUUCACGGCAGGGCUCGGCUCGGCCUCAGAGCUGGUUAAUGAGUUUGCGGGGAAGGCAGAAGAGUUCACUGAGGAGCUCGUGGAGGAGGGAGAGGGACGCACCGGUGCGGCACCGUCCUCAAGUUGGCACCAUGUCUCAAGCAAACGCGCAGGUUCCCAAAGCGCUCAAUAAAACCACCCCCGGCCUGCAGAUAUGGAGGAUAGAGAACAUGGAGAUGGUACCCGUCCCUUCCAAAGUCUACGGGCAGUUUUUUGAAGGCGACAGCUACAUCAUUUUAUACACCCAGAAGACCAGCAGCAGCUUCACCUACGACAUCCACUUCUGGCUGGGCAAGGACACCUCCCAGGACGAGCAGGGCUCGGCGGCCAUCUACACCACGCUGAUGGACGACCACCUGGGGGGCGUAGCCGUGCAGCACCGCGAGACUCAGGGCUGCGAGAGCGACACUUUCCGUGGCUACUUCAAACAGGGAAUCAUGUACAAGAAGGGCGGGGUGGCUUCGGGCCUGAAGCAGGUGGAGACGAACACCUACAACAUCCGCAGACUCCUGCACGUCAAAGGCAAGAAGCACGUGGUGGCUGGAGAGGUGGAAAUGAGCUGGAACAGCUUCAACAAGGGCGACGUCUUCCUGCUGGACCUGGGCAACCUGAUCAUCCAGUGGAACGGACCGCAGAGCAACCGCAUGGAAAGGCUGAAGGGCAUGAAUCUGGCCAAGGAUAUCCGGGACCGAGAGCGUGGCGGCCGCGCGAAAGUGACCGUGGUCGAGGGCGAGAACGAGGGCUCCUCGGAGGAGGCCAUGAGACUGAUGAAGCAGGUGCUCGGGGAGAGGCGUGAGCUCAAAGACCCCAUCCCCGACGAGGUGGUCGACCAGAAGUUGAAAUCUAGUGUGAAGCUGUUCCAUAUCACAGACGCAGAUGGGAACUUGGUGGUCCAAGAGGUGGCCACGAAACCGCUGACUCAGGAGCUGCUCAACCAUGAGGACUGCUACCUGCUGGACCAGGGAGGCAUCAGGAUCUUCAUCUGGAAAGGGAAGAAGGCGUCCAAAACAGAGAGGGCCGAGUGUAUGAACAAAGCGGAGGCGUACAAGAAGGCAAAGGACUACCCCCCGACCACCUAUGUGGAGAUGGUGAACGAUGGUGCCGAGUCCUCUGUGUUCAAGCAGCUGUUCACCAAGUGGACCGUAAAGGGUCAAACGGUUGGUCUGGGUACGACACACUGCCCCGGCAAGAUUGCCAAGGUGGAGCAGAUAAAAUUCGACGCCACCUCCAUGCAUGCGAGGCCGGACCUAGCCGCCCAGCAGAAGAUGGUGGAUGACGGCAGCGGUGAGGCGGAGGUGUGGAGGAUAGAGGACAACGAGAUGGCGCCUGUGGACAGAAAGUGGCUCGGCCACUUCUACGGCAGCGACUGUUACCUCAUCCUGUACAAGUAUGAGGUCAGCAGCAAGCUGCACUACAUCCUCUAUAUAUGGCAGGGUCGUCACGCCAGCACCGCCGAGCUCACGGCAUCCGCCUACCAGGCCGUCAUCCUGGACCAGCAGUACGACGGUGAGCCGAUGCAGGUCCGAGUGCCCAUGGGGAAGGAGCCGCCGCACCUUAUGGCCAUCUUCAAGGGGAAGAUGGUGAUUUAUGAGGAUGGGUCUUCUCGUAGCGGCGAUACGCAGCCGAAGUCCGGCCCCAGGCUCUUCCACGUGAACGGGACCAACGAAUUCAACACCCGCGCCAUCGAGGUGCCCCCCCGUUCCUCCAGUCUCAACUCCAAUGAUGUGUUUGUCCUCAGGACAGACAACUGCUGUUACCUGUGGUAUGGAAAGGGCUGCAGCGGAGAUGAGAGAGAGAUGGGAAAAUCUCUAGCAGAUAUCAUCUCCAAGAGGGAAAAGCACGUGAUUGCUGAGGGCCAGGAGCCGGCCGACUUUUGGGUCAGCCUGGGUGGGAAGUCACAGUAUUCCAACUCCAAGAGACUACAGGAGGAGAACAGCAGCAUCACACCACGCCUCUUUGAGUGCUCCAACCAGACAGGGCGUUUUCUGGCCACCGAGAUCACCAACUUCAACCAAGACGAUCUGGACGAGGAUGAUGUCAUGCUGCUGGACAUCUGGGACCAGAUAAUCCUGUGGAUCGGCAAAGGAGCCAACCAAACAGAAAAAGAUGCUGCUGUCACCACAGCUCAGGAGUACUUGAAAACUCACCCUGGAGGUCGGGAUGUGGAGACACCCAUUCUGCUGGUCAAACAGGGUUUUGAGCCCCCAACCUUCACGGGAUGGUUCCACGCUUGGGACCCGCAGAAGUGGAGCGAUGGGAAAUCGUAUGAGCAGCUGAAAGCUGAGCUGGGAGAUGCCACCGAUGUGAUCAAGCUCACUGUGGACAUGUCGAAACCGAGUUCCAACUCCUUGGGAGGACCCAUGAGUGUGACCUCCUCUUCCUUACCCACAUUCCCUGUGGACAAGCUGGUGAACUGCCCAGCAGAGAACCUGCCUGAGGGGGUGGACCCCACCAAGAAGGAGGAGUACCUCUCCAAUGAGGACUUCGCCCUAGUCCUCGGCAUGUCUCGCCUCGACUUCUACGCCAUGCCCAUCUGGAAGCAGAAGAACAUGAAGAAGGAGAAGGGGCUGUUCUAGGCGUGACCGACAAAUUGCAUAGCUAAACACGACCACACACUUCCCCUCUGAUGAAAAGGACACUUCAGCGUCUAACUAAACUCAACACCCUUACAUGACUCAUAGCCCGGUGCCUCAGUCUCACUGCUCUUUCAGGCUUGUGCAUGUGUGUCGUGUGUAUUUUUAACACAUAACCAAACUUGGCAAUAGUGAACAGAAGAGUGUAUGUUAACAGAAGAAAAAAGCAGAUCACCCCAUUACUAGUGAGAAAUAAUUAAUAUGAAAUGAAUAUCACACCCUUUAUUCAACCUGAUUUACUUGCAACAUUCUGCACUGCAGUUUUCGAAUUCCAUUUUAUUACGGAGCGACCCGUGAAAUAUAGACCCUGACCGCAGCCGGUAGUUCUGAUCACUCUUUGGUUGCCAUGUGGACCUUUUCAGAUACGUCCAGACUUAACAUUACCAUCUAGGGCUUUGCAGCUGUGGUGUUACAAAUAAAACGUGAGUAGUUAGCACUGUGUGGUUAGUUGUCCAAAUGCAACACUAACAAAUGAUUAUUUUACUGUUAAAGACAAUCAAAAAAGCAAACAGAAAACUAUUCAAUUUUUAACAAUAGCCAUUGUUAAAUUAUAUUGAUUUUU
This is a messenger RNA of Scleropages formosus (Asian bonytongue), 3334 nucleotides long. RefSeq names its product villin 1 (gene vil1). Gene Ontology annotation, biological process: actin filament severing; regulation of lamellipodium morphogenesis; cytoskeleton organization. The transcript has 20 exons. Gene Ontology annotation, molecular function: actin filament binding; phosphatidylinositol-4,5-bisphosphate binding. NCBI's taxonomy places the organism in Eukaryota, Metazoa, Chordata, Actinopteri, Osteoglossiformes, Osteoglossidae. The record is from RefSeq and is a predicted model, not a curated record. Gene Ontology annotation, cellular component: lamellipodium; cytoplasm; actin cytoskeleton. Bases 139 to 2715 code for a protein of 858 amino acids.